AUGCAUUCCCAGAAGAGAAAACAGGAACAAGGACAUCGCCAUACAAAGCGAAGUCGAAAUAACCCUCACCCGACAAUGAAAUGGAAUGGUAGUUUACCAACCAGUCCUAGCUACAAACCGACUAGUCCUAGCUACAGACCAACCAGUCCUAACUACAGUCCAACCAGUCCUAGCUACAGGUCAACUAGUCCUAGCUACAAACCAACUAGUCCUAGGUUCAGACCAGCCAGUCCUAGCUACAGUCCAACCAGUCCUAGCUACAGACCAACUAGUCCUAGCUACAGACCGUCGAGCCCUAGCUACAGACCAACUAGUCCUAGCUACAGUCCAACCAGUCAUAGCUACAGGUCAACUAGUCCUAGCUACAAACCAACUAGUCCUAGGUUCAGACCAACCAGUCCUAGCUACAGUCCAACCAGUCCUAGCUACAGACCAACUAGUCCUAGCUACAGACCGACGAGCCCUAGCUACAGACCAACUAGUCCUAACUACAGUCCAACCAAUCCUAGGUACAGACCAACUAGUCCUAGCUACAGACCAACUAAUCCUUGCUACAAACCGACUAGUCCUAGCUACAGACAGACUAGUCCUAGGUACAGACCAGCAAACCCUAGAUACAGACCAACCAGUCCUUACUACAAACCGACUAAUCCUAGCUACAGACCAACUUGUCCUCGCUACAGAGCAUUUUACCCAAGCUUCAGAUCAGACCACAGCCAAACUACUGCUGAGCAGACAAAAAAGUUAUUUAGGAGACAUGCAAGCCCUGGAAGAUUUCCUUACUCCAAUUCAAAAAGGAAACAAUCUAUACACAAAGAUGACAUGAUGCAGCGUUUUUAUAGAAUCCAAGACUUUGAGGGAUUUAACGUGAAAUAUCUUGAUGAUUUAAAGUUUGUAUUGGCAUCGGACAAAACUUUCAGCGUUGAAAAUCUACAGUGCAUGAUGAAGAUGUUAGCCCAUCUGUUCGAAGAACACAACUCGGAUGUAUGUGAAGUGUUGAUGAAAUUUGAUUUCUUUGCACGAAAAGACCUUAUGGCAUUGAUAUCUGGUAUUCUAGUUCGUUCUGAGCUGACAAAUUCUGAUGAAGAAUUUAUUAGACAUUCCUCUCAGGUGCUGGUUGCUCUCUCCUUAGAUACUACAUUAAAGUCCAGUAAAGUGAAGGCGUUUUUGAAUCUAAUUCUUCAUUUGGUUAGGAGUACAAAUAACCAGGAAAUGGAAAAAACUUUAUUAGAAAUAUCAACACGAUUGGAUAUGAAGGAAAAAAGAGAAAAUCUAGAAGUCGACGAAAAGGGAGAAAUUGUUUUCUCUGAUUCAAUGAAAAAAGAACUAUCUACCAUGAGUAAAUUUCAAAUAUUACCGACAAGUACUAUGAUCCGGGACAAUGUGACCCCGAAAUUGAUACCGAGGCAGUUAAGACGUGCAUCAAAAUCCCAGGCGCACUACCUUGUAGAACAGUUUUAUCUAUUUUUGGAGGAUUUCAUUGGCCCACUAAGACAAGGAAUACAAGAUUACAUGGAACAUGCACUGGAUCCCGACAAGAACACAAAAGAAAGAUUUCGACAUGAAAGUGUCAGGCUUUAUGAAGGGAUACAUAUUCUGAAGAGGAAAUGUGUUCCUGAUUCCGGCAUAGUGAUAGAGGUGCAGUUUGAUGCAAAAGGAUUCAAGCGAAUACAGUGGGAUUUUUGCAAUUUUCUACAGUAUGGAAAUGUUGUCUGUUUAACUCACGGUAAUUGCGAGAUACUUUUAUACGCAUUAAUUGCAGAGCGAAACACCCAAAACCUGAAAAGGGGAAAGAUUUCACUGAGUAUGAUAGGACAUACAUUCCAAGAGGUUCAAGAAAUGAAGAAUAUGGCAAACGGACGUGUUGUGAUGCUGGAGAGUAAAGCCUUUUAUACAGCAUACCGGUACACACUUGAGUCCAUGCAAUCUAUUGCUAGAAAUAUGGUACUUUAUCCCGAGGAUGCUGGAAUUCCCUUUUCAAAGUAUAUUGUUGACCUCAGAACAGAGGUUCUCGAACCUCUCUACAGCAGAACAAAAGACGGUGAAGUACAACUUGUAAACUUUGAAUGUUUACUGACGCCCGUUGAGUGCAUAAUGGACAAGGAUUACACAAAAGUACCGCUUCUUGAUACAAGUAUGUGGCCCUCAGCAGAGGAAGUAGGCAUGGACGAGCACCAAUACUCAGCGCUUAAACUUUGUCUUACAAAGAAACUUGGAAUCAUACAGGGACCUCCGGGAACCGGAAAAACAUGGAUGGGUUUGAGAAUUGCAGAAGUUCUACUGAACAACAACUUGGGAAGUGACGAGGGCGAUAAGAAACCUAUAUUGCUACUAAGUUAUACAAAUCAUGCACUUGAUCAGUUCUUCAAUGCUUUGUUUGAUAUGGAUAGCCUCAUGAAACUGUUUUCAGGAACAACACAACCCUUUGUCCGUGUGGGUUCACGAAGUAAUGUUGAAAGAAUUCAGAGGUGUACUUUGACAGAACAUAGAAAACAAAUGAAAGGAAGCAGAUCAAAAAUUCAAUGGAAAAAUGUCAUGAAGUUAAAACAGGAGAUAUUUGAAAUAGAGUUGUGGUUAGAGAAAAUAAAGGACAGCAUUGUGUCUCCCAUAUUUCUUUUUCGAAAUAAAUAUAUUUCCGAGAAUCACAGUCGAUCACUUCAGGACAAACGUUAUCUCUGCAAUGGAACAGAUAUUAUUGCUAUCAUUUUUCAGUGGCUAGAAAUAGGCCCUCAGGGCAGGGAGUUUAGAGAUUUAUCCAAUACAGCGAAUACCGCAGAUACUCUGAAAAAUGAGCCUUGGGAGAUGGAUGAAAGCGAUGAAGAACUUUUUAUGUCACAUUUAGCAAGCAGGAUUGUAGAAGAUGCUGAUGAUUUGCGAUUUGACCAAAAGGGCUGUCUUCAAAAUGUCUUGUCAAACCUUCUCGUGACAAAGGAAUUUUUAAUUCCUAAAAAUAAGUCAACUCAACUGCAUCCUUUCUGGCAAUCUCUCAAACUACGAGAGAGGGAACAGAUAUUGGGUUACGUUUCCUUAAGAUUGCGGUUGGAUGUUUCCAUGAACUUGGAUGAAGUCCAGGAAGUGACAGAUGUUUGGUGUCUUACCAUUGACGAUAGAUGGCGAUUAUACAAGUUCUGGAUACAGCAAUUUCAAGAUGAGCUUAUAGAUAAAAGGAACAAACUUUUGCAAGAAUUUGAAGAAGAAAAUAGCAAAUAUAUAAAACAGAAAACGGCUGAAAAUAUCAAAAUAGUAUCAAAUUGCCAUCUUGUUGGUAUGACUACAACAGGAGCUGCACAAAAUAUUGACCUGUUGAAAAAGAUUCAACCAAGAAUUAUGAUUGUUGAGGAAGCAGCUCAAGUUUUUGAACAACACAUACUGGGAUGUCUUACUAAAGAUUUACAGCACCUGAUACUUAUAGGUGAUCACCAACAGCUUCGACCUUCAAUUAACAAUUACCAAUUAUCAAAAACUCACAAUACAGAUGUUUCGUUAAUGGAAAGACUUGUAAUAAAUAAUAUGCCGUAUGUAUGUCUAUCACAGCAACACCGUAUGCGCCCUGAAAUAUCUUCAAUGCUUACACCCACGAUUUACAAGAACUUGCAGGAUCAUUCAAGUGUGUUAUCGUAUGAUCAUGUACGGGGUAUGAAACACGACAUUUUCUUUCUUGAUCAUAAAAAUCAGGAGAGCCAAUCAGAAUACUCAACCAGUCAUAAAAAUGAAUUUGAGGCAGAAAUGGUUGCAAGAUUGUGCCGCUACUUAUUGUUACAAGGAUAUAGCAAAACAGAUGUGACCAUCCUUGCGACAUACAAUGAUCAGGUUAAGUUAAUCAGGAAUUAUGUAAAGAAUUUGGAAAAUGAUUUACCAGGCACAAGACUUGAUACAAAAGAUAAAAUUGCAGUUACGGCCGUAGAUAAUUUCCAAGGAGAGGAAAACAAAAUUAUUAUAUUAUCUCUAGUAAGAGGAAACGACGAAAGAAAAAUAGGUCAUCUGCAUGACAUCAAAAGAAUAUGUGUUUCACUUUCAAGAGCAAAACAGGGUUUCUUUGUCAUUGGAAACUUUCAAACCAUUCGGAAAAGUAGAACCUGGAGUGAAAUUAUUUCGAAAGCAGAAAUAGAUAAUAUCUUUGGAAAUUAUAUUCCCCUGCACUGUGUGAAUCAUCCCCAAACUAUUACAAAAGUAUCCAAACCAGCAGAUUUUGAUUUAGUGCCAGUUGGAGGAUGUAACGAGCCAUGUGGGUACCAGCUGAACUGUGGACAUACAUGCGACCUGAAAUGUCACGCAGAUGCAUCAUACCAUGAUAUGCCAUGUAUGAAAAAGUGUUUAAAAGAGAUGUGUGAUGAAGGCCAUAGAUGCAAAAAAGUAUGCUCACAUCCUUGGCCAUGUGGACCAUGUGCAGCUUUAGUAACAAAGGUUUACACGAAAUGUAAUCACAAAGUACAAGUUAAGUGUUCUACAGACUUAGAAACCUACCCCUGCCGAGAGAAAUGUAGCAAAACGAACCCCUGUGGUCAUCUUUGUCAACUAGAUUGCGGCAUCCAAUGCCAGCCAGAUCAAUGCUCAGUUUUAAUUCCAGUUAUUCACCCGAGGUGUGGGCAUGAAAUAGAAGCUCCAUGCUGUAAACACUCCAAACCAAAGAGAUUAAAAUGCAAGCAGAAAUGUCAGACUAUUCUGCCUUGUGGUCAUGCAUGUAAGGGAGACUGUUUCUCUUGUUCUAGUGGGAGGCUUCAUGUAGUAUGUGAGCAAUUAUGUCAACGUGUCCUGGUGUGUGGCCAUUCUUGUAACAAUAAGCAUUCAUGUUCUACAGCUUGUCCACCUUGUAAUAAACCCUGCACGUCUGGUUGUAGCCAUUUGGGAAAACGUGGUUGUCGUCGAAAAUGUGGCGAAAAGUGUAUCGAUUGUAGGGAACAAUGUGACUGGAAAUGCGAUGAAUAUUGCGAAAACAAGUAUUGUUGCAAAAAGCAAUGUUUUGAAGAAUGCGAUAGACCACCUUGUAACAGAAGAUGUAAUCGAGAUUUGCCCUGUAAGCAUCGUUGUGUAGGUUUAUGUGGUGAACCCUGUCCUAAGCUGUGCAGAAGAUGUGACAAAGAGGAAUUAACUACAAUUUUCUUUGGUGAAGAGGACGAUCCAUAUGCAUUAUUUAUUGAACUUGAAGACUGCAAACACGUCUUUGAGGUUAAAGGCUUUGAUAAGUUCAUGGAAAUGGAGGUGGAAAGAAAUGAUGAUUCGGUUUCAGAAAGUCAUGCAAUAAAACUUCUGCGAUGUCCUUUAUGCCAGACACCAAUACGACGCAGUAAAAGAUACAAAAACAUAAUAAUGCAAAAUUUAAAGGAUAUGAACAUGGUGAAAUCAGUUGCGAAAGAAAAAGUAUCAUGUGCUUUGAAUACAGAAGAAACCGUUGAGCAACGAUGUAAGCUUAGAAAAGCUAUUGUAAUUUUGAGAUUUAAUUUAAAUUUAUCCAAAUCGAAUUAUGACAUUGAAUUCUCAAACAAAAAAGCUGAAAAACUGUUUACUUUCUUUGUUCCAAAAUAUAAAGAAAAGUUUGAUCAGAUGAUGGAAAAAUCUUCAGAAGAAGGCACUGAGAUAAUAGAUCAAUUUGACAUGCUUAUUGAAUGGCUUUUACGACACAGACAUACAAUGUUUACCGAAUACGAGGUCAAACAAUUCAGUGAAGAAGUGGACAGAUUCUUUCUUUACGUAGACUAUGCAUUGCUCCUUCAACAAGUGGAUUUGAAAAAUCCAUCCCAAGUCACCGAAAAAGACAGAGACUUACUAAAAGAGCAAGUUUCUAACUUAAGAUGGCCAAAUUCUAAGCAACUGGAAAUAGAGGAUAUAUUACAUUCCAAGGAGGUCCUGAAGACAAUGCAAGAAAAAAUACCUCUUACAGGUCUAGGAAUAUCGGAUGAGGAAAAGGCAAUGAUUUUGAAGGCCUUUAAUUUUUCCAAGAAGGGACACUGGUACAAGUGCAAAAAUGGUCAUAUUUACGCAAUAGGGGACUGUGGCGGCGCAAUGAUGGAGUCCAAAUGUCCAGAGUGUGAUGAAACGAUUGGUGGUUCUUGCCAUCAGCUGCGAGGAGACAAUGAGGUUGCCGGAGAAAUGGACGGCGCGACAUUUUCAGCCUGGUCUGAACAAGCCAACAUGGCCAAUUACGAUUUCCAUGAUAGAGUUUGAGGCAAUUUUACCAUCUCUUUAGUUUAGAGGAUUUACUUCCGAAGGAUACCUGUAAACCCAUCUCUUUCAAUCUACACAACGCCUUUAGAGAAUAAAAGAAAAUCUGGUUGCCACUUUUCUGUGAA
Saccostrea echinata is the source of this 6287-nucleotide messenger RNA. RefSeq names its product NFX1-type zinc finger-containing protein 1-like. The transcript is spliced from 2 exons. The coding region runs from base 1 to 6162 and encodes 2053 amino acids. NCBI's taxonomy places the organism in Eukaryota, Metazoa, Mollusca, Bivalvia, Ostreida, Ostreidae. Gene Ontology annotation, biological process: regulatory ncRNA-mediated heterochromatin formation. Gene Ontology annotation, molecular function: zinc ion binding; helicase activity. Gene Ontology annotation, cellular component: nucleus; nuclear RNA-directed RNA polymerase complex. The record is from RefSeq and is a predicted model, not a curated record.